Molecule: messenger RNA, 503 nt
Organism: Rubroshorea leprosula
Lineage: Eukaryota; Viridiplantae; Streptophyta; Magnoliopsida; Malvales; Dipterocarpaceae
Source: the annotation of a GenBank genome assembly
GAAUUUUAUUGUUGUAGGUUAGUUUUACCCUAUUUUGAGUGAAUGACGAGGAAGUUUCUGAUUUUUGUUGCUGCUUCUGUUCGGUGGAGCAGAGAGAAGAAGGGCACCGACAGAGGAGAUGAGGAAGAGAAGGAGGGCAGCGAUGGAGGAGAUGAUGAGGUAGAUGGUGAAGAUCGGCGGAACAGAAGAAGUGCAGUGACAGAGGAGAAGAUCGGCGGACGAUCGGUGGAAGAGAAAUUGGCGGACGAUCGACGAAGAGAAGAUCGGCGAAGUGGCGGACGAUCAGCGGAAGACCCUUCUGUAGUUCUGUUGGUACUUGGUUCCUCUUGAAUCUGGGUUUUCUACUCUGCUCACCGGACCUUCGAACCCAGAACCCAUGACUCGAGUGUUUGAAGACAAACACUCAGCCAGUAGGACUGGGAAGAGGCCGGUCCUGAAUCUGGGUUUUGCAAUUUGUUUCCAGACUUUCCAGUUUCCACUGUCCCGAGCUGCUUGUGAUUUUA